CGACGCCCCUCCUAUAAAAACCCCCCUCGACCUCCCCCGACUACCAAACCCUCUCCAAAACCCUAGCAACCACUCUGGUGUUAGGGUUUCCUCCCUCCGCGCGCCUCCGAUUCCACGGCCCCGAUCUCCUCUCCUCCGCCUCCUUUUUCCCCAAGGAUUGCCUGUGUUUUGACACAUCAGUAAUGGGCAAAUCAAGCAAGAAGUCCAAUGCCCAGGUUGCGGUAGCUCCUGCCUCGCUUCCGCAGGAGAAAUCGGGCAAAAAGGGCAAGAGGGAUGCAGAGGAAGCAGUUGAGAAGGCCGUGAGUGCGAAGAAGCAAAAGAAGGAAGUUGAGAAGGUAGUCCCUAAAAAGGAGCAGGAUGCGAAGAAGUUGAAGAAGGCUCCCCCACCUCAGAAGAAGCCAGAACCUAGCAGUUCUGAGGAAUCCUCAUCAUCGGAGUCUGAAGAGGAGGUUAAAGUUCCUCCUAAGAAGCCCAUAAAGGCUCCUGCUAAGCAACCUGAUAGCAGUAGCAGUGAGGAAUCAUCUUCAGAUGACGAUGAGCCUGUCAAAAAGGCUGCUGCUCCUGCGAAAAAGCUUCCACCUGCUGCCAAGAAUGGCUCUGUCAGUAAAAAAGGAAAGGCAGAGAGCAGUUCGGAAAGCGACUCUGAUGAGGAUGAGGAACCAGCAAAGAAGUUGCCAGCUACAGGAGCCAAGAAUGGCAAACCUGCAUCUGCGCUGUCAAAAAAGAAGCAGGAAUCCAGUGACAGUUCUGAUUCAGAUAGCAGUUCUGAUGAAGACGCAAAACCUGCUGCCGCAUCAAAGCAACCAUCAAAGGCUGUGCCCCCAAAGAAACUGGAAUCAAGCGACAGUUCCUCAGAGAGUGAUUCUGAUGAGGAAGAUGAGGGGUUGGCGGCCAAGAUUGGUGGAACCAAGAAUGGACCUGUUGGUGCCUCAAAGGCCAAAGAUAGUGAAAGUUCAGAUGAGUCUGAAGAUGAAUCUGAUGAUGAGGGUAAAGUUGCUAAAGCUGCCCCACCUGCCUCAAAGGUAGCUGCAGCUGGUUUGGCCAAAAAGAAAGAAGAGUCAAGUGAUAGCUCAGAGAGUGACUCAGACUCUGAUUCUGAGUCUGAUGACGACGAUGCCCCUCCAGCAAAGGCUAGUGUUCCUCCAAAAAGGCAAUUAGAAUCAGAGAAAAAGGACCUUCAAAAGAAGCCACAGACUGAGGCUAAAGCAGAUGAAGGUUUGGAAGAGAGUUCUGAGGAGAGUUCAGAGGAAAGCGACAGCGACAAAGAGCCCCAAAAGAAAAAGUUGAAGCCGGAAGCUGGAAAACCUGCUGCUAAAGCUGCGAAAGUAGAAAGCAGGAGUGAAGAAGAUGAGGAUGACAGCUCUGAAGAAAGCUCUGAUGAAGAGCCUAAAAAAGUUCCAGAAAAAAAGCCGUCAAAAGAAUCAGCUAAAAGCGGCAGCUCUGAGGAGGAUUCCUCAGAGGAGGAAAGCGAGGAGGAAAGUGAAGAUGAAAAACCAGCAAAAACUCCAAAGAAGGAUACAGAUGUGGUAAUGAAAGAUGCACCAUCAGCAAAUGCAAUUGCGAACCAAGCUUCUGCAAAAUCUGAGAAGAAAGCGCCUAAAACUCCUGUGGCUAAUCAAUAUCAGCCAUCUGGUUCGAAAACCAUAUUUGUCGGGAACCUUUCCUAUGAUGCUGGACAAGAUGAUGUGUCGGAAUUCUUUAAAGAGGCAGGGGAGGUUGUUGAUGUAAGGCUGGCAACAUCUGAUGAUGGGCGCUUCAAAGGAUUUGGCCAUGUUGAGUUCGCCACUGAAGAAGCAGCUCAGAAAGCACUUGAAAUGAAUGGCCGGGAACUGUUUGGACGUGGAGUGAGACUUGAUUUGGCCCGUGAAAGAGGCUCAUAUACUCCUCAGAGCGGGAAGGAGAAUGCAUCUUACCAGAAGGGUGGGAAAGGUUCUGGCCAAACCAUAUUUGUGAGAGGCUUUGAUAAGUCUCUUGAAGAGGAUCAGAUUCGAAGCUCGCUGGAAGAACAUUUUGGCUCUUGCGGGGAGGUUACUCGAAUUUCUUUACCAAAGGAUUAUGAGUCUGGCUCCUUCAAGGGGAUUGCAUACAUGGAUUUCAAGGAUCAAGAUGCUUUCAACAAGUCACUCGAGCUGAAUGGCUCUGACCUCAACGGAUACAACUUGACUGUGGAGGAAGCGAAACCACGGACCGAUAGCCGAGAUGGUGGUGGCUGGAGUGGUGGAAGGAGCGGUGGUAGGGAGAGUGGAGGGAGAAGCGGAGGAAGGUUUGGAGGCCCGCGUGGUGGUGGCCGUGGCGGCAGGGGUGGUGGUGGCCGAGGUGGCCGAGGCGGCGGUGGUAGGGGGGGCCGCGGUGGAACCCCCAACAGGCAAAGUGCUGGUACAGCUAGCACCGGUAAGAAGACUACAUUCGGCGAUGACUAGAGAAAUAUGUUUCUGCUAAAGACGAUUCCUCUUGUGGUUUUUUAUAUGGGGCAAUUUUGUUCGUUAUUUUCUGCAAUGAAGUUAAGGACGUCUGAGUCAAAACAUCUCUAUUAGUAUCUUGAAUAUUUUAAGUGCUGCAUUCGUUUUGUAUAUGCACCCGCAUUAUGCUUAUUCGACAGUCUCAGCUUCUCCAUGUCCAAGUAAUUCUAAGUUUUAUUUGUUUUUA
Messenger RNA from Ananas comosus (pineapple), 2646 nucleotides. RefSeq names its product nucleolin 2-like. The transcript has 22 exons. The record is from RefSeq and is a predicted model, not a curated record. Lineage: Eukaryota; Viridiplantae; Streptophyta; Magnoliopsida; Poales; Bromeliaceae. Bases 183 to 2420 code for a protein of 745 amino acids. Gene Ontology annotation, molecular function: RNA binding.